Saprolegnia diclina VS20 is the source of this 12283-nucleotide messenger RNA. RefSeq lists its product as hypothetical. The transcript has 7 exons. Gene Ontology annotation, biological process: protein ubiquitination. NCBI's taxonomy places the organism in Eukaryota, Oomycota, Saprolegniomycetes, Saprolegniales, Saprolegniaceae. Gene Ontology annotation, molecular function: metal ion binding; protein binding; ubiquitin-protein transferase activity. The record is from RefSeq and is a predicted model, not a curated record. Bases 25 to 12078 code for a protein of 4017 amino acids.
CCGCAAUAGAAAUUUCCAGUCGGGAUGAACAGCGCCGAGAGCGACAUGGCGCGGCCGCUGCCGACGGACCUCCUCGACCCCCUCGACAAGAUGACCUCGGAGACGCGGUCCCAGCGCCUCAUGACGGAGCUGGCCGCGCUCUCGGCCGACCGCGAUCAUGUGAUCUCGAUGGAGUCGCUUACGUACCUCAGUGCCAUGGGCCGCGUCGAAGCGAUCAAGCUAGCAGUGGAGAAGCCUCUGGCCGACGCCCCGACCAAGGGGACCGACCGCGUCUCGGCGGACGCGGCCCGGCGGCAGCGCGUCGAGGAGCUCACGCGCUUCUUCAUGGAAGCCAAGUCGGACAUUGAGUUUGCGCUGAGCGGAGGCCUGGGGCGCCGCGAGCGUGCGCGACAAGACCAAAUCGACUCGGACGGCAAGUCGGACGAGGAGAAGAGCGAUGCAUCGAUGCAGGAGGCGAGCAUGGACGACGCCACGCCCGACAGUGUGACCGACGAGGCGCCGCCCUCGGCCGAGCGCACGCAUUUUCAGCUCCUCUCAGACCCGAUCGACGCGCGGGUGUUUCACCCGCUCUUGCUCUCGAUCCGCGACUCGGACCCGCUCUUGUACGGUACGAUGUUGUGCCAUCCCCUCGUGGCGGUGCACGACCCGCGACGCGAGAAGCAGCAGAAGGUGCAGCUUCCAUCCAAAACAAAGAAGAAGAAGCAGAAGAACGACAUUCCCGCAAUGUACCAGCCCGACUUUGCGGCGCCGCUGCUCACCGACGACGAGGCGACCGUGCACGUCGCGCGCUUUGUGGCCCGCGCGUUGGCCGACGGCACGAUUCCGGCGCUUCUGCUUGCAGCCCAAGUUGUGUUGUCGUUUGACCUGAGCAAGCAAUACCCGCUUGUGUCGCACCUCAAGGUCCUGCGCGGCGAAGCCGCUCCGGGGGAAUCAGCGCCAGCCGUGCCCAAGGUACAGCCCAAGAAGCCGCUUGUGCCGAGCUCCGACGUUGUCUUGGACACGGCCGACUUUAUGAGCAGCGUCAUGGAGCUCGAAGGAACUAUGGGGCCACUUGCGGCGCUCCGGUCGCGCUUGGGGCGACUCGAAGAUAGCAUGGACGAAGACAUGGACGCGAUGAGCAACAGUAGUAGCAGCCAGCUGCCUCUCGAAGAAGUCGCCGACGAAGAAGCGCUCAUGGCCCGGGCGAUCGCACUCUCGUUGUCGCCCGAGCUGCAGGUGAAGGACGCCGACGCGAUCGAGUCCACGGUCGAUAUGGACACGUUGUUGUCGGAGAAUGCGCCAAAGGCCUUGCCGACAGCAUACAGCCCCGAUGAGCUCACGGCGUUUGCCAUCUUUGAUCUUUCGUCCGCAAGCGAUGCCGCUGUCGCCGGUAGUGUCGUGCUGCAGUAUCUCUGGACUGGCGUUCACGUCAUCUGCCGCGAGUACGUUGAGCUCGCCGAGACCAAGCGCACCGUGUCCUCGAGCAACCCGAUCGUACCCAACCCGCUCGCGUUUCUCUUGCUGCAGUCGAUGCUCGCCCGGGUCGGAGCGCAUGUCGACGUCUCGGACCGCGACGCGUUGGUGUUCACGUCGGGGGGCCUCGUGCUUUUGCAUGCGCUUGAUGCGUACCUCUUUCAUGUGCAUGUCAUGGGCAUUGCGCCGGCGUCCGUGGGCCUUGGCCAGUCAUCGACGAACGCGAACCCGUUGCCACUGGCGCUCAAGAACGUACUUUUGCACUACAUGGCGGGUCUUGAAGGUCCCGACGCGCCUCUCGACCCGAUCGUGUUUACCGACGCCUCGGCGUCGCUAUCAGCGUCUGUUGCACGGUACCGAGCGUGCCUUCCAGCGCAGGCGCGUGUGACGUGGGCCCGCGGCAUUGCGCACUUUUAUCCGACGCAUAGCGAGCGCCACGCGCUACUACAUUCGCUUCUUGAGCAGCUCCCACAGUCGCACGCACAAGUCGAUUUGCUUUGUACCCGUCUCGCAAUCCCGGACCUUGCGCUCGGGUUUGUACCUGUGCUGCACGAAGAGUACAGUGCCGAGACGAGCCCGCGAACGCUUCUGGACGACGAUGCACUCGUAAGCUCCAAGCUUUGCAUCUGGCCGCCGUCACUCGUGCGUGAGUCGCUCGAAGCGAAUACGUGCCGUUCAUCAAGCAUUAUGGACUUUUUGCUGACGGUUGCACCGGGUUUGUUUGACGUGACGACCACGAGAGACGCGUCGCUGGACACGGUCAUGAGCAUGUACGCGCAAGCUUUUGAGAGCCAAGCCGAUGCGCUCAAGCAGACGUGGUCGCAUCUGCUGCCGACCAUGCAGAAGCUCACAGACUACGUCGCCAACGAGCCCGAGUUCCGCAUGGUCGCGUUGCCGACACCGGCGUUUUCGUCUACGACGGUGCCACAUCUCGGUAAGGCGCCCAACGCGCGCCUCCAGCUGCUCCGCGCGCUCCAAGAUGGCCUUCUUGCGUCGUUGCAUGGCUCGAUAGCGGGUGACGAGCCGACGCGUCUCGAAUUUGAUGGUGCGCGCUGUGCCGACACGCUUACACUUGUGGACGGCCAAUCAAGCGCGAAGCAACACACGGCCAAACAAUGGGGUAUGGUGCUUUCGACGUACGGCUGCGCACCGAAUACGGGCCUUCAUGAGUGGGCCGUACGUCUCGAUCGGUGCGAGAAGGGCCACGUCUUUCUUGGUGUGAGUACUCGAGAAGCGUCGGUCGCGACGUACGUGGGAGGUGACCGUCACGGCUGGGGCUUGAUUGGCACGCGCGCGCUGUGGCACAACCGGUCCAAGGUCCGUGGUGACUAUGGCGACGGCUUCAGCACCGGCAGUGUCGUGCGCAUCCGACUCAACACGGACACGGGCGCGCUUAGCUUUGGCCUCCUCGACGACGACUCGGACUGGGGCAUUGCGUUUGAUGGCUUGACGCAACAUGGCACUCUGUACCCGGCGAUCGGCCUCUACCAACGUGACGACCAGGUCACGCUCGUGCCGGCGUCGCUCGGCUCCUCGUCUGCGACGAUUAGUGCUGACCACGCGAUUACGCCCUUGUACCAAGAGGUCGUGUUGCACACCUUCUUUGAGUAUGUGCACUCAGUCGUCGAGUCGCUGCCCGAUUUUUUGCUCGCGCUUGGUUUGCCGCUCUUCAGCUCGCUGUGUUUGCUCGUGCGCCAGGCCCAGCGCAACCCGAACCACCCGCUUGCAACCAUGUUUGCGUUGCAUCUCCUUCCCAAGUGCAUGGAAGUGCUGCUGCGUCUGGAUGAACCAAAGUCGACGACAAACCAACAAGGUCAGCUCGGUCUUGCAAUCGACGGCAAGUGGGAACUCAAGAGCAUGGCCGCCGGUACGAUCCCCGCCCAGCAAUAUGUUUUGGACAUCGACCAAUCGCCUGACGGUGGUAUGCGUGGGCACAGUGCCUCGUCUUCGGUGGCCGUCGAGGGUGUCGUCCGAGGCACGCGUGUCUCGUUUGUCGAGACGUGGACGCAAGGUGGCACGUGUCUUGUCCAGGGCCGACUCCGAAUUGAUGGCCGUGUCUUCCACGGCACGUACGAAGACACCAAGAGCCACACGAUCGGCAGUAUUGUCGGCAGUGCGCUCCUGCCGCGAGCAUCGCCGUGCCCGAACCUCAAGCUCAUUGUUCAAAUGGUCGUGGGCACGCUCAUCGGUGCUUACAACACGGUGCUACUCACGAGCGACCCAGAGCCAAGCGCGUACCAGAGUUUCCACGCAAGUGACGAGACGGACAACACGUCGCCGUUGUCCCCGGAAGCUACAACCGAGGAGUACGAAGAGUGGGUGCAGAGCCCGCUAUUUAGCGGAGGUCUUCCAGAGCUUUUGCCGCACGUGACCGUCGCCGCUCAGCGUUUUGCUGUGCCAACUGCUCGCUGGUCCGCGAUGGCGUCACGAUGGACUCAAGCCGUGUCACCGACGCUCACGUCUGUCCCUGUGGAGCCAUCGACAUUCUUGGCGGAUCUUAUCGCCGGGCGCAACGAUGUCGACGCGCAUAUCACCAAGCACGCUGGCGAGUCGCCGUUCUUGCGUCUCGGUGGCGACGCGAUGAAGACGGCGCGGCGUAUGAUCUGCGCAUGCAUGCUCUGGCACACGGGCUUGACGCUCGACAACAUGGUCAUCUCGGAGACUGACCGGCCGCACGAGAACGUACUUCACAUUUGGCGCGCGGCCCAGCGCGUGGUCGAAUGGAGCGUGCGCAUGAAGCAACAACAUUCGCACAGCUACAGCGAUAUGGCCACGUACCUCAUGCAACGCGCGCGGUUCCUCUUGCAGCUUCAGAACCCGCUCGCGCUCAAUUGUGCGUCCUCGGAGCGCCUCUUUUCCGAGACACUCAUGCACGUCUCGCGCUUCCUCCAGGCGACGGGUACGCACUUGGGUAAGUUGCAUCAGCUGCUCUUGCGCAACGCGGGCCGCGCGUACUUUCGUGCCAUGGGCUUGCACUCGAUGCGAUUUGUGCUCGAGCUCGGCCUCACCAACUCGUCGAGCGCCCUCUGUCAUGCGCUCCAGUGGCUGCAUCUGGACCCGCUCGCCGAUAAGACGGCGCUCCAGAAGCUUCGCAUGCACCACUUUGACCAUGGCAUCCACGGCUGCGGCCGCGUGCUCCAUGGCCACGUCAAGGAUGCGUGGGAAGCGUUGUACGCCCACUUGGCGUCGACCUUGUCGCGCGCGACGUGGGCCAAGGACGCGGAUCUACAGCUUGUCGUGCUGCAAGCGUGGGGUGUGCUGAUUACACCGGACGACCACGCCUUUGUGUCGCGCGUCGGUAUUUUCCGCAUUUUGCAGACCGUGCUUGACGAGGCCCGGUCCAGCGCGAUCGUGCCCAAACACAUUGUCCAAGCCGCGCUCAAGGUUGUGCAUUUGCUCGCGGCCCAAGUUGCGACUGGCACACUCCCCGAAGAAACGUCGGUCGCGACGAGUAUCCCUCUCUCGCGCAAGCCGUCGGGCCCAGAAACCCUCGGCAAGUCGGUGUUCGAGAUGCUAUUCACCGAGCUGCGGAACGCUCAAGAAGGCUCGGCGUCCAAGGAGGCGCAGCAAUAUGGCCUCCAGAUCUGCGGGCUUUUGUACAGCGUAAGUACGGCGCCGCUCUGCCGGCAGCACUUGUCCUCGCCCAAAUGGUUGCGCCUUCUUUUGCGUCUCGUCGAGACUGGUACGUCGCCGGUCCAACGCCGCGUACUUCAGCUGCUGCGUCGCCUCUUGCCGCACAUCCAUCCGCGCCGCUGCGUCCAGUGGGCCGAGGCUGACGAUGACAUGGAAGAUGACACUAUGAUGCUGGACGAUCCCGCGCCGGGUCAUACACCAUCGAGCCUCGUCGUCUUCUUCCUCACCGUGCUGGCGUCGUCGCUGCCCGCGAGUUUUGCACAGUGGCAACUCACGCAACUGGCAGGACCGAGCUCGCCCUCGCGCCUCUCCCCGGGCUCCUCGCACGGACUCGUCGGUGAGGUGGUGCAUCUCUUGCGGUCACUCUUUGUCGCGGACGGUUGGAAGAGUAUCUUGCACGACGUGCUUUUGGAUGCUCUCUCCAAGCAAGAGACGUUGUUUGUGUCCGAAGCCGAUGCCCCGGAUGCGCUCUUGUCGCAGUGGACGGCGUGGUAUCGCGACCAGAUGCAAGCCUGUGCCGCCCUUUGCGUCUUGGGUGGGCACAUUGAAGGCCUCCAAGUGGGUCACAUGGUCAAGCUGGCGCCACGCCCGAGCUCGUCAGAUGUGGUUUUCAAGGGGGCCAAGGGCGUCUUGGUCGGCAUGGACCUCGACAAGUCGUCGGUCGAGGUACUGCUGCAAAAGAGUAGCGAGUGGACGGGCGCGGGUGCGUCGACGAGCACGAGCAACAACCGCCCGAUCCGCGUCGCUCUCGAAGACAUUGUACAGUGCCCCGAGGUUGAGUGGAAGGACAUGCAGCCCGAAGUCGUUCAACGCCUUGUUGUGCACCAUACGCCGCAGUUUCUUCAGGCCGUCCUCGGCAUUGCCGCCCCGAGCACGACCAACGCGAGUGAAGACGAGAACAAAGAGCCCAAGGACGCCCCGUUGUCGAUGGACUUGAUUCGCUCCGUGGUCGACGAAGAGCAAAAGAUGCUGCAAGCGCUUGUCGGCCUGCACGGUAUCCGCGCAAUGGGGCCGUGGUUGCACCAACCCGCGUGCCCCGCGUGGCUCCAGCCGACGCUGCCGUUGCUCUGUCAAGUGGCGACGCUGCCCACGUCGACAAGUGGGCUCACCGAUUUGAGUAUCCUCGAAGAGCAGUGGCUCCUUCUCUACCGCAAGUGGCUCGAGGAGCACCAGGGCAAGUUUCCCAAAGAGGCGUCCCCCACAUCGGCGGCAGCGGCAACCGACGCUGACGCUUCAAAGUCGGCCCCAGCUGCAGCGGCGCCACCGUCGGCCAUGUGCCUCCAGAUGAUGGAGAUGGGCUUUCCGCGCGAAUGGUGCGAAGUUGCGCUUGCCAAGUGCGCGUACCAAGUUGAAGUGGCCAUCAACUUUUGCUUCGAGCACUCUAGCGAAAUGGACCGACUCGUGCAGCAAGCGACUCAAAAAGCCAAGGCGCCGGCGCCGCGCAAAGAGCGCGCGGAGCCGUCUGUGCCACCGAUGCUUCUUGAGCAGCUGAGCGAAAUGGGUUUUCCAGUCAACUGGUGCAAGAAGGCCCUCUUGGCGAACCGCAACAAUGUGGACGCGGCGCUCACGUGGAUUCUCUCGAACGGCGAAGCGCUCGAAGCCGAAGACCGCCGCGAAGAAGAAAAGGCAAAGGACGUUGUCGAGCAUGUUGAGCGAUCGACGGUGCGGCAAGGUCCCAACCCACUUCGGCACAUUAGUGGGCAGGCAUCGAUCUCGGACGAUCUGCUUGUCGAAGGCAUGGCUGGUGGCGGCUUUGCUUCUGUCGGCGCGCCGGACUGCAUCGUCUUUACGGGUCGUUGGUACUACGAAGCGACGCUGCUGACGUCGGGCUGCAUUCAGAUUGGCUGGGUGGACGCUGCGUUCUCGGGUGCCUCGGAGCGUGGCACGGGCGUCGGCGACGGGCCGCACUCGUGGGCCUAUGAUGGCUGGCGCCAGCAAAAGUGGCACGGCCUCAGCAGCCCGUAUGGCCGCAAGUGGAAGGUCGGUGACAUCAUUGGCUGCGGCGUCGACUGCGACGCUGGGACCAUCUUCUUUUGCCUCAACGGCGAGUACAUGGGCGUGGCCUUCCGCGGCAUUGACGUGAGCGGUGGUCUCUAUCCGUGCGCGAGCUUCAACCGGCGCGAGCGCCUCGCCUUCAACUUUGGUGGUCUGCCCUUUUGCACGACGUCGCUUGCGCAUGCCAACUUUGCGCCGAUCUUGCACACGCUUCCGACGGACCCAGCGACGUACGUCAAGGGGUCGCUCGAAGACAGUCUCGAAGAGUGCAUGGGUGAAGAGCAAUACGCAUCGGACGCGCGGUACUUUGGAAAGGACCUCAAGGCUGCGGCAACCGUCCCGGGCCGCGCCAAGCUUCAAAAUGCGGUGGUGCUGCAGUCGUCCUCGUCGUCGGCGUCGCUUCUUGGUGACUGGAUGCAGCUCACGCGCCAGUUGGCCAUUUUGCAUGCCCGCAAGGCUCUUUUGGCCAUAUGGAGCCAGUGGCCCGUCGACUUGGCCGUGCCUGACGUACCCGCCGAUUCGUUUUACACGUUCCUCAAGCUCGUGGCGCCGUAUGCAACCCAGGUGACGAAUGAUGACGCGAUCUUGUCGUCGCUCGACACGCUGCGACCGCUCACGCUUCAGAUGCUCGCGUCGCACCCGGGUCUCGCAACGUCGAUGCUGUCGGCGCUGAGCGACCAUGUCGCCCUCGCUGGCACGCGCAAGUACGCCAAGAUUCCGUGGGACGCACCCAACGAGCUUGUGGUCUUGUCGAGCCUCGCGCAGCUGAACGACGCGCCGUGGACUGACAACGAAGUGCUCACGCACCCCAACGUGCACUUUGCCGAGUGGGUGACGUUUUUGUUGCUGGAGCACGGCCGCCCGUCGGUGCGUGAAGCGCUUCUACAGGCGUGGAUUUGUGUGCUCAAGUCGCCCAGUCUGUGCUUGAAGGACAAGGCCGCGCAGCUAUUGUCUCGGUUCGUGCCUGAGAUGCCGCUGGAGACGAUUACGCACUUCCCGCUGGAGCGACUCGUCGCCCUCUGCGCGCAGCGCCUCGCAAAGGAGUAUGUGCACUUUCCCAUCUGCUCCAAGUACCUCCAACACCUCAUGGAGCUGACGUCGACGUUGUGCAUUGUGCACGGUGACGUCUUGCCGACGAGUUCGCUCGCCCAACGCGUCUUGGCCGCGAAAGCAGCGUACGAAACUUUGCAGCCGCUCGAGCUCCUCGAAACGUCGUGCGUGGACGAAGUCGAGAAGCAGGACGAGUCGAUGGGCGACGAUGACGACGAGGAUGGCAUGACACCGCCGCCGCCACCACCGCCAAUGGAUUUGGCCGCGAUUGCGCAAAUGAAUGCCGAAGACAAGAACGGACAGCCUGUGGACGCACCGGUCGCGACUGCUACGCGCUCACCAGUGCCUCCGUUCCCGCUGCAGCUGGUCGACAGCUCACUUUUGACACCCGAGCAGCGCGCGCACAUGGAAGCAGCGUACCUCGGGUUCAAAUCGGGCGCUCCCGUCUCAUGGCCGUAUGGCUUUGACAUGGGUGUCGUCUCGGAUGACGCCAAGGCGCAUCUAUGGACGGGCACCGUAACACAGCUCAAGGUUCAGCGCCCCGUGGACGAUCUUGAGGCGGCCAAAGCUGCGGCUGAGGUCAUUCCACCGCUUGGUAUUGGCUGCAAGGUCAAGCGUGGUCCGCACUGGAAGUGGCGCGAUCAAGACGGUGGCGAUGGCAUGAUUGGCACCGUCGAAGGGAUCAGCCCCUGGAGCGGCGUCGAAGGCGAGGGCAUGAGCGUCCGCUGGCCUAACGAAGCGCUCUACACCUAUCGAUGGGGUGCUGACGGCAACUACGAUCUGACGCACGUGGAAGUCGACGACCAAAACAACGUGGUGCGAACGUACCCUACGCCCAAGCCGACGGUUGGCGCGACGCUCUCUGCUGCGGACAUUCUCGCCAACCCGUUCUCAGUCGAGCUUCACUUUGGCAUGGUGCUCCGAGUGUGGCCGUCGACGCAUCACGGUCGUGUUGAGGGCGUCGUUGAGUGGCCGGACCAUCAAGCUGUCAUAGCAGUCGCCGGGACGUUUGCGGACCACACGUUGCAGCUGCAAGAAGUGGCAAUGCUUCAAGGUGACAUGGACAUGGGCUGGAGCUUGCGCUUUGGCUGCGAACGGUGGCUUCCCGGCACCAAGUACUCGCUCGUCGUUGACGCAUCGACUUGCUGGGGCGACGCUGUCUACUAUGGAUGGCACGAAAAAACGUGGUCGCUUGUCAAGAGCCAAGUGCGGCUUCAGUCGGAGCUGCUCUUCUCGCUCGACCCGCACGCCGCCAACGCGGCGCUGCAAGUUGCGACCGACGGACAAAGCGUGCAGUGCCUCAGCGGUGACUCGCGCAACCUCGUGCUGGGCACGGUCGGCUUUAGUGCCGGUGUGCACUACUGGGAGCUGCGCGUCGACCAGGCCGAGUUUGGGUCGGUCUUUCUCGGUGUCUGCGAAAAGCAGACCAAGGGCACGACGGUCGUCAACCUCAACCGGUGGCAGGGCUGGGGCUUUGUCAACUUUCGCGCGACGUACCACAACUCGACUGAGCGCAUCUACGGCGAUCACUUUAACGCGGGCGACACGAUUGGCGUCUGCCUCAACAUGGAGUCGGGCAAGCUCUCGUUCUUUAUGGACGGUAUCAAGUACGGCGAGCACAUUGUGACAGACCUUGGCACGGCGUUCGAAGGUCUCAAGCACGACAACCAGAGCCCGAAGACGCUGUACCCGUGCAUUGGUUUGCGCAAGGCCGGCGACAAGGUGACGCUCAACGGCAAGUGGAUCAGCUCGCCCGGCGUUCCCCCCGCACUGGUGUGCAAGACGGCCAUGGCAUUUUCGUCGCUGGUGCACCGCCUCGUGCAGCAGCCGCCGGCGCCGCUCCCAGAGUCGUUUGUCCACAGCGGGUAUCGGCAGUACCACCGGUGGCUCACGCAGCACACACUGCGGGUCCUCACGCGUGGCCGUCUCUCUGUGGACCUUGACACGGCCGUGACGAGUUGCCAGCGCGUCUGUGACGCUGCGCAAGCACCGAUUGCAAUCGUCGCUGGCGAUCGCGUCCGGAUUCUCUCCAAGGGCGGCCGCGCGCUGGACGCACCCGAGGAAGCCGUCGUCUUGGGCGUGUACCGCGACCGCCUCUGGUACCGCGUCGAAACCCAGGGCAACGAAGGCAGCGAGGAAGGACGGUCGUACGCGUGGUACUGGGACGGCGCCGAGCUACCUGAGCUUAUUCUUGUCAAGCGCAACGGCAUCGAUGUGAGCGCGAGCGCGAUUCCAGCGCCAGCGCCGUCGAGCACCCCGGAGCUCCACGCAGACGAGCUUUUGGCGCUUUCGAGUCUUGGCGGGUACCAAUCGCUCGCGCUCGCGCCAGUGCACUCGCUCUCGACCGACGUGCAGCUGAUUGAGCACCUCAACGGCCUCUGUGCGACGCACGGCGUGGACGCCGUCAACCUCUCGUGGUCGCACAUUCAAGCUGUGCAGCAGCCGCUUCCCGUGGAUGGUCUCUCGGCCUCGAUGCUGCGCGCUCGUCUUGCGCUCCUUCUUGCCUUCCAGCAGCUCGUGUUGCAAGCGAGUCCGCUCUUGUGCUUUGACGAUGGGUCGCGCACGAGCCGGGAGCUCCUCACGCUGCGGCGUCUCGUGUGUACGAGCACGAAGCUCGGCCUUUGGGACAGCGUUUUGCGCGCGACGACGACCGCGACGCCACUUCCGUCCGACGAGUACGAAGACCCGCGCGAAAUUCGCGUCUUGCGCAUCAACCGCAUCCAAGCGCAGGCGUCCAAGCUCGCCUUGUGUCCUGCGCCGUCCGACCGCCUCCGCAAGUCGGUGUUUGGCCAACUUUAUCGCGAGAUGCGCACGUGGAGCGACUCUGGCUUUCGGCGCGCGUACAUUGGCAAGGGCCAUGGUGGACAAAAGCGUGCGUUCAAGGUCAAGUUCCUCGGCGAGGGUGUCAACGACUAUGGCGGGCCGUACCGCGCGGUCUUUGAGCAAAUUGUGGACGAGCUCCAGAUGGACCAGGUCGAAGUGACCAAGGGCGAGCAAGGCUUGCUGCCGCUCCUCGUGCCGUGCCCGAACCGUCGCGCUGGCACGGGCAGCAACCAAGACAAGUUUGUGCUCAACCCGAGCUGCGGCACGAUCUCGGUCGCUGUGGGCCCGAUCGCACUCGAGCUGCACCGCUUCCUCGGCAAGCUCAUUGGUAUGGCCGUGCGCCACGGCCUCCAGAUGGGCCUCGACGUGCCGUCUGUCGUGUGGCGUCCGCUCGUGGGCCUGCCGUUGCAUGUGGCCCACUUGCGUGAAAUUGAUGUCGUUGCGGCCAACAUGCUCGAGCAAGUCCAGGACGACGCGUUGAAUGGCGAGCCGCUCGUCUUUACGACGCAUCUCAGCGACGGUACCGAGGUCCCACUGCUUCCCGACGGUGACGCGCGGUCGGUCGACAGUAGCAACCGCGCCGAAUACAUCGAGCUCUCGAUUCGUAAGCGAUUGAACGAGAGCAGUCCGCAGCUCCAGGCGCUGCGCGAGGGCCUUGCCUCGGUGCUGCCGAUGGAGCUCACGGGCCUCUUUACGGCGCGCGAGUUUGAAGUGCUCGUGUGCGGUCGGCGUCAAGUCGACGUGAAUCUGCUGCAGCAGUGCACCGAGUACGAAGACGUCGACCCACAGAGCGACCACAUUCAGUUCUUUUGGCAAGUGCUCCACGAGCUCUCGAACGAAGACCGGACGCUCUUCUUGCGCUUUGUGUGGGCGCGCAGCCGCAUGCCCAACUCGGCCAAGGAGUUUCCAAUGAACUUCAAGAUCCAAGCGCCCCAUGACCAAGGCGCGCGCCAGACCCCGGAUGCGUACCUCCCGCAUGCGCAGACGUGCUUCUUCUCGCUGAGCCUGCCCGCGUACUCGACCAAGGAAAUUUUGCGCGCCAAGCUCCUGUACGCGAUCCAAAACUCGCCCAACAUGGACGCCGACGUCCGCCUGCACAACGCCGAGGGCUGGGCCGACGCCUAGGACGUGACUACACAUAUACAUACCAUGCAUAACCUCUCUUUAGAAGCGGUUCUCGAGGGCGCUAAUCGCCCGCUCCCGAACGACGGGUGCGGUCGGGUGCAUGAGCUGAGGGUGCGAGAUGGUUGCUGCCACCAAGUGCUCUGGGGCAAUCCGUCGCAGAGGCGAGUCGUUGGACGACGCAAUAUGGCUCAACAGCGCAUCUGUG